Metopolophium dirhodum (rose-grain aphid) is the source of this 2490-nucleotide messenger RNA. RefSeq lists its product as uncharacterized. The transcript has 5 exons. Lineage: Eukaryota; Metazoa; Arthropoda; Insecta; Hemiptera; Aphididae. The record is from RefSeq and is a predicted model, not a curated record. The coding region runs from base 1 to 2490 and encodes 829 amino acids.
AUGCUAUCUGGGACUUGGUAUUACGUAAAAAAUACCGGCAAUAUUCAAAACUACAUCUACUUCCUUGAUUCUAUUAAAUCCGAACUAAUCAAUUUACUAAAAUCAAUUGCGAGUAAAAAUCCGAUCAAGUUUAAUUUAAAGCUUGAGGCGACUUAUAAUAUACCAAAUGUCGAAUAUUCAUCGGAAAACCGUGCUUUUAAAACAUCGGCUAAGGCGGUUUUCUGUGAUACCGGAGUACAGGAAAUUUUUGAAGAGGCAUUCGCUAAAUUAAUGAAAGAGCAAGACGAGUAUACAAGCAAAGGUAGUGGUUUCACAUUACAAUGUAUAGACGGUUUAAUGUUAGGUGUAUAUAAAUAUACACCUAUAGGCGGCUCAUCCUACAUACAACUACCAGAUGCAAUAGAAAAUAAAAAAGCUACGAUUAACCCUCAAAACAUAGACAUGCAAUGCUUCAAAUGGGUUAAAAUUUUUGAAAAAAAUAAACCAAACGUGUCCGUACAUGUUUACGGUAUCGAUAAGAAAUUUCAACCACCAAAAUUUCCGGAAUAUAAAGUAUUCCCUCUGAAAGUAGUACAUGAAGAAAAACCCGACCAUUUUGAUCUACUUAUAAUAUCAGACGGGGAUAACAGUCACUAUAGCUACAUCUCUAAUUUUUCACGGCUCAUCAGAUCACAAAAAACCAAACACGAUGGACAAACAAUAUUUUGCAAACGGUGCUUCACAACAUUCGACAAACAACAUUACAAAUAUAAAUUAAACGGCGUGGCAGGACUAGAACAACAUAAAUUAAUAUGUGGGGAGCACAAACCCAUACUACCUCAGAUACCUGAACCUGGGUCAAUACUCGAGUUUACUGCAUGGGAUAAAACACAACGUCAUCCUAUAGUAAUUUAUGCAGAUUUCGAAGCAAUUCUCAAGAAAACUGAUGAGAAAAUUGGAGAAAAAACUACAGCUUUUCAAGAACACGAACCCAUGAGCUAUGGGUAUAUAGUUAAAGCAAAUGACGAAAUACCGGUGGAACUGCUUGAAAAAUUCAGAAUUCCAACAUCACCCGUAAUCUACCGUGGAAAUGAAAAUAAUAAGGACGUGGCGAAACAUUUUGUAGAUAGUAUUGUGGAAAUAGCUAAAAAAAUUGAAGAAUUACUCAAAACAAACAUUCCUAUAAUUUUCACGGGUGAACAACGAAAAACACACGAAUUAUGUAAUAAUUGUAAUUUAUGUAAGACCAAGUUUUCUCGUGAAAAUCAUAAAGUGGCAGAUCACUGCCAUUUAUCGGGAAAAUUUAGACAAUCGUUAUGCAAUACGUGUAAUCUUAAACUUCAAACACCAAACUUUGUACCGGUAUUUUUUCAUAAUUUAUCGAAUUAUGAUUCACAUUUCAUUGUCACUCGUCUUGGAUAUGAUACAAACUCCAUCUCUGUAAUACCAAACAGCGAAGAAAAGUUUAUUACGUUUUCAAAACAUAUAAGCAAUUCGUUCACAUUAAGAUUUAUCGAUACACUGAGAUUUAUGGCCUCCAGCUUAUCAACACUUUCAAAAAAUUUAAUCAGACCUGGAUUUGAAAAGUUUAGAAACAGCGCAAAACAUUUUUCCGCACAGGAUUUAUCACUAGUUACCCGUAAGGGUGUAUACCCGUAUGACUAUACAGAUGAUUGGGAUAAGCUCGAAGAAACCAGUUUACCGGCAGAAAAAGAUUUUUACAGUUCAUUGGAAGAAUCACAUAUAAAACAUGAGGAUUUUGAACAUGCAAAUACAGUUUGGAACCAUUUCAGCUGUCAAACACUCGGGGAAUACUCUGAUCUUUAUUUAAAAAUUGAUGUGUUACUGUUGGCUGAUGUGUUUGAAAAUUUCCGAGACCUCUGUUUAACCACCUACCAUCUGGAUCCAUCAUUUUACUACACGGCGCCAGGAUUUAGUUUUGACUGUAUGUUGAAAUACACGGGUCAACAACUCGAAUUACUUCAUGAUUAUGACAUGUUGUUAAUGAUUGAAAAAGGAAUUCGUGGUGGAUUGACUCAGGCGAGCAUGAGAUAUGCAAAGGCGAAUAAUGAAAAGACACCAGAUUAUGAUUCAACAAAACCGAAAUCAUGGCUUGUUUAUCAGGAUUGUAACAAUUUGUAUGGUUACGCAAUGUCACAAUUCAUGCCAUACGGUGUAUUUAAUUGGGUAGAACCCACACUAGAUGGGUUAAAUGCUUUAGACGAUAGUUCACCAAUAGGUCGGAUGUAUGAGGUUGACAUAUCAUACCCAAAAGAACUUCAUGACAAACAUAAUGACUUGCCAUUCCUACCGAAAAAUGAUAUUCCACCCGGUUCAAAAGUUAAAAAACUAAUGGCAACACUCCAUUCAAAGAAAAACUACGUGAUUCAUUAUCGGAACCUACAGCAGGCCAUUAAAAACGGACUAGUAGUGGAAAAAGUUCACAGAGUUAUACAGUUUAAUCAGUCAGACUGGCUUAAGAAAUAUAUAGAAUUAAACACUGAGAUGUGA